AUGGCAUCCGAACAAGCUGUAUUUGACGCUGAAGUCCGGGAAGUCGAACAAUUCCAGAAGCAACCCCGCUUCAAUAACAAGCUCCGCUCCUACUCUGCCGCCGAUGUCGUCUCCAAGAGGGGCACUUUGAAACUUCUAUACCCUUCAGACGUACAGGCGCAAAAGUUGCACAAGAUCUUGGAGAGUAAGGCGAGGGGAGAAGGUGGUGGAUGCACUGCUACCUAUGGAGCUCUCGACCCAGUUCAGAUCACACAAAUGGCCAAGUACCUCGAGACCGUCUACGUCUCUGGCUGGCAAUCAUCAUCUACCGCCUCCUCCUCCCUCGAACCCGGACCCGAUCUUGCCGACUACCCUUCCAACACUGUCCCCAACAAGGUCGCCCAACUCUUCACCGCCCAACUGUUCCAUGACCGCAAACAGCGCUUUUACCGCUCCCAGGCCCGCGCUGCUGGCGAAUCCCUCGAGCCUCCUGUCGACUACUUGCGCCCUAUCGUUGCUGAUGCCGAUACCGGGCACGGUGGUCUGACGGCUGUGAUGAAGUUGACAAAGAUGAUGGUGGAGAGCGGUGCUGCCGGUAUUCACAUCGAAGACCAAGCCCCGGGUACGAAAAAGUGUGGUCACAUGGCUGGUAAAGUCCUCGUCCCCAUCUCUGAACACAUCAAUCGUCUCCUCGCCAUGCGCCUACAAUGCGAUAUCAUGGGCACCACCAACCUCCUCGUCUGCCGAACUGACUCUGAAGCCGCCACCCUCAUCACCACCAACAUUGACCCCCGGGACCACGCCUUCAUCCUCGGUUCCACCAACCCCGACGCCGGCGAGCUCAACGAGCUCAUGCUCAAAGCCGAAUCUGAGGGCAAGAGCGGUGCGACUUUGCAGGCUAUCGAGGAUGAGUGGGUUAGCAAGGCGGGUUUGAAGCUUUACCCCGAGGUCCUCGCGGAGGCGCUCGAGAAGCAGGGUGUCGACAAAUCCAAGAUUGCCGAGUUUGUCUCAAAAGUCAGUGGAACGGCGCACGCUUCCCACUCUGCCACCACCUCCCUUGCCAAGUCCUACGGCCUCACCUCCCUCCCCUUCUGGUCGUGGGACACUCCCCGUUCUAGGGAAGGUUACUACCGAUACCAAGGCGGAACGCAAUGCGCCAUCAACCGAGCUAUCGCGUUCGCCCCUUACGCUGACUUGCUUUGGAUGGAGACCAAGAGCCCCAUCUACAGCCAGGCCAAGGAAUUCGCCGAUGGUGUGCACAAGGUCCACCCGGGGCAGUGGUUGGCUUACAACUUGUCGCCGUCGUUCAAUUGGGAGAAGGCGGGGUUGGGGAAGAAGGAGAUGAAGGAGUACGUUUGGGAGCUGGGGAAGCUUGGUUUCGUCUUCCAAUUCAUUACUCUUGCGGGUCUUCACUCGAACGCCUACAUCAACGACCUCUUCGCCAAGUCAUUCGCUACCGAAGGCAUGAAGGCCUACGUCGAGCUUAUUCAAGGACGAGAACGCGAAAUUGGAUGCGACGUCUUGACUCAUCAAAAGUGGUCUGGGGCAGACUAUGCCGAUGCGAUGAUGAUGACCGUCACCGGUGGUGUUUCUUCUACCGCCGCCAUGGGCAAGGGUGUCACAGAGUCGCAGUUCGGUGGUGACGACAAGAAGUCUUCACAUAAACUCUAG
Cryptococcus wingfieldii CBS 7118 is the source of this 1650-nucleotide messenger RNA. RefSeq names its product isocitrate lyase. NCBI's taxonomy places the organism in Eukaryota, Fungi, Basidiomycota, Tremellomycetes, Tremellales, Cryptococcaceae. Bases 1 to 1650 code for a protein of 549 amino acids. Gene Ontology annotation, biological process: carboxylic acid metabolic process. Gene Ontology annotation, molecular function: isocitrate lyase activity. The record is from RefSeq and is a predicted model, not a curated record. The transcript is spliced from 8 exons.